UAAUAAAUACGUUGUCAUCCGGGGUCAAAAUUGAAAUGACAAAUGGUUGAAUAUGAAGGAAGAUAUGUACAUAAUUUAUAAAAAAUGUACUGAAAUUUAAUUAGUGAUUCGAUAUAACAGGAUUUUGAAAUAACAAUAAUGGAUUUAGUAACAUGUGAAUAUGUCGUUUAUUCAACCAGAUAUGUUAUUUAAGUGAACAUGAUGUGUAAUGUGUAAAUAUUUGAUGUUUUCAUGACAGACCCACACCCAGUAUUAAACGCACGAGACGACAAGAGCUAUUGACAUGGAACAAGAAUUAACAGAUGAAGAACUACGAAAUUGGGUGAAGGCUUGUUUAGGUUUAAAAUAUUUCAAGGAAGGUGUCCUGCCAUGCAUAGCAGAUGCAUGUACAGAUUUAUAUAUCCGGCGAACGAGUCAAAUGGAAACUUUAUGUAAUCUUCCUAAUUACACAUGCACAGGAUGUGACGUUGGAACGCUCGAACCAAAACAUACAAAAAUGCACAAAUGCAGGAACACUAAAUGCAACUGUAAAAAGAAACAACUGAUUAGAUGCAAAGAAAACGAAGCAUGUGGUGUAAUGUAUGAUUUGAUUAUAGACGAGCAUGUGGGAAGUAGUCCAAACUGGGUAAACACAGAAUGUGAUUUGUGGUCAGACAAAGACACUGGUCCGUGGGAACUUAUUAAGUGCUUUAUUUCAACGCCUGGUUAUAAAGACAAAAGGACUAUUGCUGAGGCAGACGUUACCGCUCUUAUACAAAUAUAUGAGAACAAUACAGCAUUGAAAGCCUUAAUUGGACUGGACUUGGAGAAACUCAUCCGGAUACGCAAGGUACGCAACGACAUUUGCCAUACCGGAGACAUGAAAGUUUCUAGAAAUACAUUAUGCGACUACAUAGCCGACAUGAAGACGGCUUUGCGGUUGAACAUAUUUAGCAAAUAUGAGUCUACAAAAGCGCAAUUAAAGAAACUUACCAAACUUGAGAAAGACAGCUACAAAGUGACAAGAAAAGAUGAACUUGAGUCAAGACAAGACAUGAUUAAAGCGAUUCAAGAGUCUAAACAAAUUGCCAUAUUACAAGGCGAACAGAUGGAUAAAAUCGAAAAUAAUAUUCAAAAUCUGACCAGAAUUGAAAAACUGCAUGCCAAGAAAUAUGAAGACAUAAUAAGCAAUUUAAAAAGUCAUGUUACCAGUUUAUUAGAAGAAAUAAUGAAAACAACAAAGCUAAUAUUAAAAACAGACGGCGAUUUCAAAGUAGCAGUGUUGGAUGAAAUAGGAAAAGUGGCGAAAGAACUUCAAGAACAAGGAAUACUUCUUCAAGAACAAGGAAUACUUCUUCAAAAGAUGAAUGUGCAAAGCAAAGGUAUGAAGAUGGCAUUAGAACGAUUGGAAAAGAUUUUGCAGAAAACGGAAGGGCAAGAAAUUAAUAUUGAAACAAUGAUACGAGUAUGUCUACACGUAAUAUCGACGUCUGAAAGAGAACAUAUAUCGGAAAUGUUGGUUCAAAUCGCCAAUGGGGUCACAAACAACUUUGAUCCGACUAUUGUACAGCACGUUAAAUCGGCUCUCAAUGCAUUGCAGAGAGACGGAAUCAAAUUAAAGAAAGCACAAAAGGAAUGCGUUGCAUUGUACCUUAGUUGUCCGACGCCAGAGAAGUGGAUGCAAUUAUGCAGUGAUUGCUUAGACGGAUCGCUAACUGAGCUAUUCAAACCGCUUCAGACAUGCUUGAGAGAGCGUUUGGAUUGUCAAAUUCUGGAACUAAAAGUGGACAUAAAUGAAUCCGACUUUCUAGUGGCUUUGGCAGAAAUACUCGAUCACAUCGAUCAUGAUGGUACAGUGUCGGGUAUUACCCACAAAGUCGUUUCACAAAAAGAAAAUGAUGCAAAAGUACUUCAUUCAAAUCAAACCAAAGAGAACGAAAAACCCAACGGCCAUUCCAGAGCAGAAUUCUACAAAACAACUAUCGAUGACCUGCAAAGAGAUAGAUCUAAUUAUCAUACAUCAAAGCAAAAGAAACUGUUUGCAGAUGUGCCAGCAGAAAACAUCUUUUCCAGGAAGGUGCCAGACCUACAGUUAUAUCAGCAGCAGCACGUUUAUAUGGACAGACUAGGAAAAGAUCCAAAUUCUCUUCAACUUUUAAGCUCAAGACGUAUUCUGCGACGAGAACAAGUGAACCAGUAUGACCCUGUACGUCUGAAAUUAAAAAACACAGAUGAAAUCUUGAAUACACCAAGGAAUGUGCAACAUCAUAUUGGAGGUACACACAAAAGAGUUCAAAGCCGAAGAAUUGAUUUUCUUCCAUCGUUAUCUACCCCUAUUCCAAUCCAACAAAUCGAUGAUUUACAAGACAAUAUCACACGUAUUGACCUUCGACCGCAAAAUAAGAAAGAUCUAAAUAUUAGACGUAUUGAAGUCCGACCGCAACACAAGAACGUUUCAGUUAGCCCGUAUUACUCACCACGUCAUUUCUUAAGAAGCACGUCACAAGACACAUCAAGUACAACUACAGAUGUGGAACAAACAGUUAAGGUGUUUGGUCAUCGUGUGAAGAAAAGCAAGCCACAUGAAAUGAUGAAUACGACUAGAAAUAGACCAAGUGAAAUAUUUGAGCACCUUCCACCGUUGGAAAUAUUUGGUCUAGUAACCCAAAAGCAUGGCAACAUCCCCGAUCAGCAUUCCGUUCCAAAGAGUGCUUUCGAGGAACACGAAGUCGUAGUUUCCGCACAUUCUCGCAGUAAAACUGAGUGCAGUGACCCAGUGGCGUAAUAUGUAUAUUAAUUAUUGUUUUGUAUGUAAUUGUGCUAACAUCAUAUAUUUAAUAAGGUAUUUAUUGGAACACCAUAGAUAUUCAGCGACUAUACUGUCUCUUUCUCGUAGUGGCUUUUCGCCAAUUAAACACGUUUUGUCGACGGCGAGAUUUGAUAACGUAAUUCUCUUUUUCAAAAGAAAGAAAUUUUAAAAUAUUAAUUUAUAUUUAAUUUUACGACUCAAAGUUGUUAAGUUACUUCUCGUGUAGUAAAAUAACCCGACCAUUUAUUAUCAAAGGCAUUAUUUUGUUAAUGCUAUCGUGCACAUGCGUGUUCUGAAUAUAUGUUUGCAGUAACGCAAAGGCCAGUUCGAACAUGGAAUGAAAUUCUUCGAAAUGCAAUCGAGGAAUACUAAUAUAGAAACGUAAUACGCUAUUUUAAAACAAAAAGUUCUUAAUAUUCUUUCGAUAAAACAUUGAUUUUUUCAACGCAAUAUUAUUUGUAUUAGCCUGUUGUUAAGUGACGUUUAUUGAUACGUGUUUUUUUAUGAUCACAACACGAGCGUCAACUCUAAACAUGUUUGAAAACCUGGUAAUUACCAGUGUUGUAGUUAUUGAAAUUAUAGUGCUACAUGUCUGUACUUUAUAGAUACCAUGUCUUUAUUAUAUUAAUACAGAAACGAUGUCUAAAUUAGAUUAAUACACAGCAUGUUAUUGCUGAGUACUCUAUUUCUAAGUGCGAAUCGUAAUAUAUUGUCUUUGUUUUAUAUUAAGCUAUACAUAUCAUUCCAACUGUGUUUUCUUGUAAACUUUAAUACAAUCGCUUCGAUUAACAUGACAAAUGUAUUCGAGAUUUGGGGAUGAAAUCAAUAUAUAAUUUAUAUUCACUUAACCAUUAUCAAUGUGCUUACCUUCAUUCAACGACGAAAUACAAACUUAUACCAUAUAAUACUCAAUAUUUUAUCAAAGUAUGUCAAUAUUCAAGUUGUAAAAGCUCUAGCUUAACACGGGUGUAUGCCGUUAGAUGAUUUCAUGUACCAAUUUACUUUUAUAAAAUACUGCAAUGAUGAUGUUCACUGGCACGUUUUUGUUUUACUUUACAAGUAAAUUGCUAUUAUGUUUUAAUUUAGGCUUCAAUGUCUCUUUUAGGGUUUACCCUUUGAUAUAAACAUUAAUACAAUUUUAAUGUUUUGAUAUGUUUAUACUAUAUGAACUGUGUUUGUAUGAUCAUACUAUUAGAUUUUUUUUUAAAUCUAAUGAGUUUAUUUACAUAAUUACAUUCUUUUCAGAUUCAGGUUAAUAAUGAUUCAUGUUAGAAGCAAAACACUAUUUUGAUAUCUCUAAAUAUCAAACUGUUGAACGAUUGAACCAAAUCUGGAUCUGAAAGCGUAACUGUAAAAUAAGAUCAUAUUGGUAUAUAUAUAGCGUUGAUUUACUCCUUAAUAUAAAAAAAAUACUUGCUUUACAAGUAUAUAUAUUAUAAUGCAUUUUUUAAAUAGUUUUUCUGUAGUCAUCGGUUGUAAAUCUUGUUAUGCUAUGUUUUCUGUCUGUGUAAGGAUAGUCAAGAUGUAGAAAAUGGUUGUAAAAACAAUUUAAUUUAUGCUUUAUAGAGAGAAAGGAGUGCAUUUAAACUGAUAUUUUACUGUUUCAAACAGUGAAAAAUAACAGUGAAAAUAUUCGUCUAUUUUCAUUGUUUGACUGGAACUCUUUUAAUAUAUCUUUGGUUUACCCAUUGUGCCACCCCCAAAUGUUACAAAGGGAGACUACUCUGCAUUGAAUGUUUUUAAAAUAUACGGAUACGCUUCCCUUGAACAUACAUGUACUACCAUUUCGCCGCGCCCAGCUGGGAAUGGCAAAAAAAAAACACAACAACAACACAAACAAUAAUUAUGUGUAAGCAUAAAAUAAAUAAAAAAUGGAUUUGGUGAAAAUCGAUUUUAAUUCACUCGUUAUCACACACAAACUAUAUUUUCACUCGUGAUUGCGCAACUCUUGAACAUAUCAUUUUCUAUUAUCACUCGUGAAUUAAAAACGAAAUUCUUCCAAAUCCAACAAAUAUCCC
Messenger RNA from Dreissena polymorpha, 4806 nucleotides. RefSeq lists its product as uncharacterized. The transcript is spliced from 21 exons. Bases 284 to 2764 code for a protein of 826 amino acids. Lineage: Eukaryota; Metazoa; Mollusca; Bivalvia; Myida; Dreissenidae. The record is from RefSeq and is a predicted model, not a curated record.